Molecule: messenger RNA, 6470 nt
Organism: Pristis pectinata (smalltooth sawfish)
Lineage: Eukaryota; Metazoa; Chordata; Chondrichthyes; Rhinopristiformes; Pristidae
Gene: ano8b
Product: anoctamin 8b
Exons: 17
Coding region: 368-3595 (1075 amino acids)
Biological process (GO): chloride transmembrane transport
Cellular component (GO): plasma membrane
Molecular function (GO): chloride channel activity
Source: RefSeq, a predicted model, not a curated record
AUCACCAUUCCUUUGAUCAGCCUUCCGUCAAUCCCUGUCACUCAUUUCCUCAAUCAACCCCCCCUCUCUCUCUCUCUCUCUUUGUUCGAGGCUCGGGCGGGGACAUGAACCGGAUGAUUAAUCGGCUGGUGCAUUUUAUCCUCUAGCCUUGCUGUGCUCCAGUGGUGUGUGUGUGUGUGUGAGUGAGAGAGAGUGGUUGGGGAGGGGGGGGGGGUUAUGAUCAGUAAGAGCUCGCAAGCAUUGCACAAAGCCAAAAAAAAGCAAGGGACGGGGUGUGCUGGGGGGAUUAAAAAGCAGACCCCACGGCCCCCCCUCCAUCCUAAUGCAACCCGUGUAGACAGCAGCAUCCGUCCCUCCUGAGCUGGACAUGCCGGGGAUGAAGAAAGCAGCGGACAAGGAGGGCACCGAGGGGGACAAACGACCUCAGCCCGAGAAGGAGAUGGAAGAGGCGACUGAGAACCGGGCGGCCACCGCUGGAGUCCUGGAUAAACUAUUCGGCAAAAGCUUCCUCCAGGCAGGUCGCUACAUCAUGUCCCACAAAUCAUGGAUGAAGACAGUUCCGACUGAGAAUUGUGAUGUACUGAUGACAUUUCCAGAUACAACAGAUGACCACACGUUGCUAUGGCUGCUGAAUCACAUCCGGCUGGGAAUCCCGGAGCUGAUCAUUCAGAUUCGGCAUCACAAGCACACCAGUGUUUAUGCAUUCUUCGUCACAGCCACUUAUGAGAACCUGCUACGAGGAGCUGAGGAGAUGGGUCUGCGUAAACCAGUGAAGCAGGAGUUUGGUGGAGGGACGAGGGUGUUGUGUUGUGACGAGGAUUACAUCUACGAAAACAUUGAAAAUGAAAUCUAUUUCUUCACUUCUCAGGAACGACAGAGUAUUAUUAGGCACUGGCUGGAUAACCUGCGAGCCAAGCAGGGGGAGAGUCUGCACAACAUCCACUUCCUGGAGGGGCAGCCAAUCAUUGCAGAGCUCAUGACUCGAGGGAUCAUCCAGCAAGUCCUCCCCCUCCACGAGCAGCGAAUGCUUAACCGCCUAGUGAAGUCGUGGGUUCAGGCCGUCUGUGAGUCGCAGCCAGUAGACGAAAUCUGUGACUAUUUUGGGGUUAAAAUAGCAAUGUAUUUCUCGUGGCUCGGGUACUACACGUGGUGCAUGAUCUACCCAGCUGUGAUCGGUUUUGGACUCUGGGCAUUUACAGAGUCUGACCAGACAAGCCGUGAUGUGAUCUGUGUGGUCUUUGCCCUGUUUAAUGUUGUGUGGACCACCUUGUUUCUGGAGGGUUGGAAACGUCAGAGCGCAGAGCUGGCCUACAGGUGGGGCACAUUGGAUCGACCAGCAGAGCUCAUCGAGGAGCCCAGGUCCCAGUUCAGGGGUGUCAAACGAGUCAGUCCAGUUACGGGUUGUGAGGACUUCUAUUACUCGCCAUGGAAGAGGAGGUUGUUCCAGUACUUUGUCAGUCUUCCUGUCUGUCUCUUCUGUCUCUGCAUUGUUUUCCUGAUCAUGUUAAUCUGCUUUGAGCUGCAGGAAUUUGUGAUUAGUGUCGAAGAACUGCCUUGGAUUGUUACCUACUUUCCUAAAGUCUUACUGGCGGUUGUGGUUACAGUUCUUGAUGAUGUUUACAAGAAAAUUGCCUAUUGGUUAAAUGACAUGGAGAAUUACCGUUUACAGAGUGCCUAUGAGAAACACCUCAUCAUUAAACUAGUUUUGUUUCAGUUUGUAAAUUCCUAUCUCAGCCUUUUCUACAUUGGAUUCUACCUCAAAGACAUGGAGCGUCUCAAGGAGAUGUUGGCCACGCUUCUGAUCACCAGACAGAUUAUCUUGAACAUGAAGGAGGUUCUGCAGCCACUCUUCUAUGAGAAGUACAAGCAGGGAGACCUCACACUUCAAGCGCUGGCCAGCACCCUGAGGAAUCUGUUCAAACGCCUUCCUAACCGGUUCAGAGGGGAAGGGGCACCUCCCGAGGACUCAGUCGAGCAGGAUCCUGCAGAGGUGGACAUUGACCGGGGCAAUGAGAGAGGGGAAAGCAAGUGUGAGAACGGGGCGUGUGGAGCACCCGAGGAAGAGGAGGAGCAGAGGGAUGAGGACGGGGAUGAGGAGAGCAUCCUGGAUUGCGGGCUCCGGCUCUCCAAGAAGGUGAGCUUCGCCGGGGGUGGCCAGGGCCCAGCCAAGGAGGAGAGGAGCUGUGAGAUGGAGGGGAUCCUGGAAGGAAUGCUGAUGGAGGAGGGCAGCCCCAUCCUGGUGGAGAGGGGGGCCGAGGGUGGACUCGUGUUUGAGUUGUGUGAGCAUGAUGCAAAGAUCGAGGCAGACUACAGCCACAUUGCAGAGGAGAACAAAGAGCUGAGUGUCACGCUGAGACAGAGGAGGAAGGACAAGAGCACAGAGCAAGGGGAGGACACCGAAUCUACAGCCAACAGGCUGUCCUGGAUGGACCCACCAGACGAUUAUGAAGAUGCCCCACUUACACAAGGAGAAAUUGAGAGUUGCAUGCAGAAAUAUGAGGACACUUUCCAGGAUUACCAGGAGAUGUUCAUCCAGUUUGGGUACGUGGUACUGUUCUCCUCCGCCUUCCCCCUUGCUGCGAUGUGUGCCCUCAUCAACAAUGUAAUCGAGAUCCGCAGUGACGCCUUCAAACUGUGCACGGGAUCCCAGCGGCCCUUUGGCCAGAGGGUGGACAGUAUUGGCCAGUGGCAGAAUGUGAUGGAGGCCAUGGGAGUGCUCGCCAUCAUCGUCAACUGCUAUCUGAUUGGUCAGUGUGGACAGUUGCAACGCCUAUUCCCAUCGCUCAGCUCAGAGAUGGCUAUUGUCCUCGUGGUCAUUCUGGAGCACUUUGCUUUCCUCCUGAAGUACGUGCUCCAGAUUGCUAUCCCCGAUGUUCCCGCCUGGGUGGCCGAGGAAAUGGCAAAGCUGGAAUAUCAGCGACGGGAGGCUUUUAAGAAACACGAACGCCAGGCGCAGCAGCGGUACCAGCAGCAGCAGCGGCGGCGGCGGGAGGAGGAGAAGCAGCGGCAGGAGCAGCGGGAGAGCGCGCAGAGCCGGCGGGAGCGGGAGGCGGGCCGGGAGGAAGGCCGAGUCGGCACCGCGCCCUCCGACCCGUCCCAGGGCCGCUCCGGGGGCAGGGCCAAGGCAGCGCCGCCCACCGACAAGCCCAAGCGGCCCAGCUCGCUGCUGGCGUCCAACAACGUGCUGAAGCUGAAGCAGAUCAUCCCUCUGCAGGGCAAGUUCCUCUCGGGGGCCGGUGGCGGGGGCACGGCGGGCGGUGCGGGGGCCAAGUCCCCCCAGUCUCCCACCGGCAGCGAGAGCAAGCUGCCCGGCUUCCUCACCUUCAGGUUCCUGAAAUCGCCGGCGGACGGGCGGAAGGAAGGCGCGGCCGAGAAGGUGCAGUCGCCCACCAAGCCCUUCAACCCGGGCAAACUCUUCAACUUCGGCAAGUCCGACUCCAGCGGCAACGGCGCCGCCCCGACCCAGCCCAAGGCGGCCGGGGGAGCCCCCGCGGAAGGCGGCGACAAAGCCCCCGCCAGCAGGUCAGACCUGAACGGGCUGCCGGAGGAGACCAGCGCCCCUGCCCCGGAGUCCUCCACCAGCCCCAAGCGUUAACUCAGCCCCAAGGCGUUGUAGCCAGCUGGAGGCGUUUGAAAAGUUUCCCCUUCUCUCGUUAUUACUUUGUACAAACAAUAAUAUUCAGGGAUAGAAAUCUGUGUUUGAUAAACAGAAUUCUCAUCAUCUUCAGGUUUUUAUACAACAUGGUUGGGGAUAGACCCUUGAUUUACCAACACUGCAGUCUUUGCUUUUUUUUAAGUUGUCGGGGGGGGGGGGGGGGCAGUGAGGACUUUUAUGUCAACCUUCCCGUCCUGGCAGGUCAUGGUAACACGAGGGACACGAUUAAUCAGUUACAAGCCAGCUCUUACUUUGCAAUAUUCUCGCAAAACUCGCAGUGAACCCGUCCAAGUCCAGUUGUAAAAAAAAUAUUGCAUUUGAACCCUUGUCACCAGUUCGAGGUACGGAACCGGUGUCGCUUCUGUAGAGCUUGUGGCCAGAGCUGUUAGAAAUUGGUCUCCCGGGUUUGCAAAGCCCGGCUGUCUGUCCGCUUCUGAGUAAUUAGAGCGAGUCAGAGGCAGGGUCCUGGAGAUUUCAGACGGCAGGGUGGGGAUUGGGACUGUGAGGAUUUUGUUUUCACGGAUGGGCAGCUGUUGGUAAACAAUGAAAUGAUUCGAUUGACGUUUGAAAGUCUGAGGAGGACCGACAGGAUGGAUGCUGAGAGGCUGUUUCCUUAGGCGGGAGAUUCUGAACCAAGGAAUAACCUCAGGGUAAGGAAUGUGUCAUUUAGGGGUGAGAUGCCAUUUCCUGUCUGAUGGUUGCAAAUCCUUAGAAUUCUCUGCUAUUGAGUGUUCCCCAAGCUGAGAGCAAAUGUUUUUAUACAUUGGGUACUGGACAGUGGAAUAGGUGUAAAGGAUUGACUGCAAUCUUGAAUGGCCGAGCAGGCUUGAAGGACUGAAUGGUCUCCUAUAUAUAUGUGGUGAUCUUACAAAUUAUAUUGUUUGUGACUGCAGGAGCAAAGGAUGAAAGGCUCAGGAGGCCCUUCUCCAGAGUGAGCUGUGCUCGACCAGGCUGUGAGGUGGACAGGAGGAGAGCCUUGGGUUGCUGGCUCCCAUUGGGUGUAUGCAAGUUCCAUAUCUUGUUUGCACACCUCCACACUCCAUUUUAUUCUUCCUGUAUCUGUCUCCAGUACUCACAUAACUGAUUGAUCGAAAGUGAUCAAAGAAUAUAAAGAAGAAAACCAACUUUUUUUUGAAAGGAUCCCCAUGCAGGACUUUUCUCCAUCUGCUGCAUGUCCUGGGGAUGGUUUAAAUUCUUGGACACUUCAGUGUUGUCGUUUUAGAGAGAAGGAAUACUGGGAUAAUUAAGGAAAUAGGUGGAUGGCUCAAUUCGAUGGAUCACACUUUGAGCAUGGCAGGCUGGUACUGAGAAUAACACAGGAAUGCUGUCCUUGGAACCGAACAUCAGGCUUUUCCAGUUAUGGUACCACCGCUAGGCAAAGAGGAAGCCAUUCUGUUGUGUUCAACACCGCUUAAACCGAACGGGAGCAGUGUCCUGGCAAAUCGGAUAACUAGUGCUGUAGACAUGGCUUUAAACAAAAAGAGGGAAGGGUUUAGGUGAAGGGAAAACUGAAUUUAAGGUGAAAGCUCAAGGCAUUCAGCAACUUGGGUAAUGGGAAGCAGUGUGUUAGUAAUUGUGCAUUAGCACAAACAAAACCGGGAAAAGUGUUGCACCUAAAUGCAAGGGCUAUUUGUAACAAGGUGGACAAGUUAAUGGUGCAAAUGAAGAUUAAUGAUUUUGAUCUAAUAGCCAUUACUGAGAUAUGGUCAUAUGGCAAUCCAGGUUGGGAAUUCCAGGAAGUUUUGUUUUAGGAAGUGGGAAGAGGGUGGGUAUGUCCUGAUUAAUAAAGGAUUUCGCAAAGGCAGUAGGGAGGAAUGAGCCGGCUCAGAAGAACAAUAAGUAGAAUCAGUGUAGUUGAGGCAAGAGAUAAAAAGGAACAGUAAACACAGGUGGGAAUAGUUACCAGGACGCAGAAUACCAGUUAUAUUUUGGAGAGUGAAAUGAUAAGAAGAGCUUGUAGAAAAGCUAAUACAGUAAUUGUGGAGGAAUGUGGACUGCAAAUUGAAGGAAAAUAUCAAAGAAUGGAUUUGGUUUAGUUUGCUAUAAUGAUAUGUCAUAUUAAGUCAACCAAGGAGGAUCCUGUUGUUGUGUCUCGUGUAAUGAGGGAUUGCCGAGGGAAAAAUAAUCAGAAUAUGAUAGAUUUUUUUCUUUUCCUUGAGUUUGGCAUUCAAGCCAGAGAUUUGAGCCUUGAACUUAAAGCUAGUUAUGUAGUUAUGCAGAAAAUGUGUAAAUCACUGAUUAGGCUUUAGCUAGAGAAUUGUGUGUGGUCUGGGCACCAUAUUUUAAGGAUGUCAAGAGCUUGAAGAGUGGUGUAGAGAUUUACUUGAAAUUUAGCAAGUGUGAUGGUUUGUUCUUGGAAAAGGGAAAGAUUUAAUAACAAGGUUUAUGUUUUGAUGGAUUUUGAUAGAUUAAAUAAUGACAAAAGAUUUCUGUGUUAGUUAAUACUCAUCACAGGUUUUAGAUAAUUUGCAAAGGAAAAACGUAUUCGAGAAUUUUUUCAUGGAGCGAGUUGUGAUCAGGAACAUGCUGCUUGAAAGGGCAAUGGAAGCAGAAUCAGUAGUAACUUCCAAAGUGAAUUGCAUAAAUACUUGAAAGGAAAAGUUUGCAAGGCUGUGGGGAAAGUCCAGGGUGAACAACUGAUCAGAGAAUACUUUCCAGAGUUGCCACAAACAUGAUAGGCAGAAUGUCCACCUAUUGUACUGAAUGACUGAGAAAUAUGUCCAGUGAAUCAGAAGCUUUAUUGUAGAAAAUCAAUUACAAAAUCAGAAAAAAUCAUUUAAUAGAAGAACCAUCAAAGAAAGUCACUGUGCCUGUU